Molecule: messenger RNA, 521 nt
Organism: Alnus glutinosa
Lineage: Eukaryota; Viridiplantae; Streptophyta; Magnoliopsida; Fagales; Betulaceae
Product: histone H4
Exons: 1
Coding region: 84-395 (103 amino acids)
Biological process (GO): nucleosome assembly
Cellular component (GO): nucleosome
Molecular function (GO): protein heterodimerization activity; structural constituent of chromatin; DNA binding
Source: RefSeq, a predicted model, not a curated record
AUUCCCACCGUUUCUCCCAUGAAAUCAGAACACAUUUCAAUUUCAGACAUCAAAACCAAUUUUCUCAGCAACUUUCAGGGAAAAUGUCUGGCCGUGGAAAGGGAGGCAAGGGUCUGGGCAAAGGGGGAGCCAAACGGCACCGUAAGGUCCUCCGCGACAACAUCCAGGGCAUCACCAAGCCCGCGAUUCGCCGUCUGGCUCGCAGGGGCGGUGUGAAGCGUAUCAGCGGACUGAUCUACGAGGAGACCCGCGGAGUACUGAAGAUAUUCCUCGAGAACGUGAUUCGCGACGCAGUAACAUACACCGAGCACGCGAGGAGGAAGACUGUCACGGCCAUGGAUGUCGUUUACGCCUUGAAGAGGCAAGGAAGGACUCUGUACGGGUUUGGAGGCUAGAUUGUGUACCAGUUGAAGGAUUGCUGUGCCAGUUCUUCCUCUGAUUAAUGAACCAAUUAUUUUUUGGUGUCGUUGAAACAUGUAAUGAUCCUUUGCAAUUAACAAUUCCCUCGAUUUCCUGUUUCA